Messenger RNA from Mesorhabditis belari, 402 nucleotides. Lineage: Eukaryota; Metazoa; Nematoda; Chromadorea; Rhabditida; Rhabditidae. The record is from the annotation of a GenBank genome assembly.
AUGGAUGAGUGGGAGCCUCAAUGCGAUGGGUUAUCAACGCCGCCAAAUGAACUCGUCUCACCGACGACUCCACCCACUCUUUCAUCCAACAAAUCACCAUCGGCGAAAGAAAAUGAAUCGCUUUUGAAAUCAGAACCCCAAACGCUGAUUAGCCGUCUUGACUCACUCGCCAUGCCUCCACCAACAAUUCCCUCAACUCCGACCCUCCAUCGCCAAAUCUCUUUACCCGAAUGUCAAUGGGAUUUCCAACACACACAACAUCAACAAUAUCUAUCUCAUUACAAUGAAACAUCUUUCCAAGAAUGCUCAUGGAGUUGGCAAGCUAGACGACUAAACUCUUCUCUUCCAUCAGCCUCGCAUUCGAUUGAAGCACAAGGACGAGUUCGAAUAGAGCAAAAACGG